Molecule: messenger RNA, 1808 nt
Organism: Osmia bicornis bicornis
Lineage: Eukaryota; Metazoa; Arthropoda; Insecta; Hymenoptera; Megachilidae
Gene: Ykt6
Product: synaptobrevin homolog YKT6
Exons: 4
Coding region: 528-1130 (200 amino acids)
Biological process (GO): endoplasmic reticulum to Golgi vesicle-mediated transport
Cellular component (GO): Golgi apparatus
Molecular function (GO): SNAP receptor activity
Source: RefSeq, a predicted model, not a curated record
CAUCAUCCCACUUUUUUGGCGGCAAACUGUAGAUCAAUGCGUAUGUACAUAUGUGUAUGUACAUACAUAGAUUUCUAUUAAUUGAUUAUUCAGAUGAUUAUUCUAAUACUGUCAUGUAAUUUGAAUUUAUAAUAGAAAGAACCAUUACAUUACUAUGCACUGGCUUUUACACAUAUAGUGUGUGUAUAAAAUGUUGAAUGAAAAAUUUGAAACAGUAUUAUUAUGUAAUUAACACACAUAUGUUUGUCAUAAUUAUGUUUAUACCUUGACAAUAAAUGUCAAAUUUACCAAUGAAAUCGAUCAAUGAAUUUGAGUAAUUGAGAACCGCUGUUUAAAUGAGCAACAUGGCGAUUUCCUUGCUUCUUAAGGUUGAAGUAGGUGUAGUCUGGUGUAGUCGUAAAUGAAAUAUAGGAAUAGUCACUAAAUUAUUAUUAGGAACAAAACAGGUUUAACAGUAAGUGUAUAUCUGAUGUGUGUUGUAUGUUUUAAAGAACUAAAGUGGAAAUGUGUUAUACUCGUGCCAAAACAUGGUAAAAUUAUAUGCAUUAUCAGUUUUAUAUAAAAAUCCUACAUCGGCAACAACCUUAAAAUCUGCCUAUGAUGUAGAAUCAUUCUCUUUUUUUCAAAGAGGAAGCGUUAAAGAAUUUAUGAGCUUUGUAAGUAAAACUAUCGUAGAAAGAACUCAGAACAGUUCGAGACAAAGCGUGAAAGAAGGAGAUUACAUGUGUCAUGUAUAUGUUAGAGCUGAUAAUCUUGCUGCAGUUCUUAUAUCGGAUCAUGAAUAUCCAAGAAGAGUGGCUCAUACAUUAAUUACAAAAGUUAUGGAUGAGUUUUCAUUGAAGUAUCCACAGUCAACAUGGGAUACUUUAAGCGAAGCUACCAUUGACUUUGCACAGCUUAAUGUAUAUUUAGCAAAAUAUCAAAAUCCAAAUGAAGCUGAUGCUCUUACCAAAAUGCAGAAUGAUUUAGAUGAAACCAAAAUCAUUUUGCACAAUACAUUGGAAGCUGUUCUUCAAAGAGGAGAGAAAUUGGAUGAUCUUGUUUCAAAAUCAGAGGGCCUUAGCGCUCAGUCGAAAGCAUUUUACAAAACUGCUCGAAAAACUAAUUCUUGUUGCAGUUUAGCUCCUUAAAACCUUAGAUUAAUCGAUAGCAUCAAUCGAUUGCACGAAAUAUUACUGUCAUAACCAGAGUGGCAAAUGCAAAAAAGGAAAUUAGUAUUAUGUAUGUUUGAUUACAGAAACAUUUUACAAAUUCCAUAAUUGGUAUAACGAGUUAAGUUUAAUAUUUUAUGUACAGAUUUUUUAUAUAUAAAACAUGAAUGCACUUAAAUGGUAUAGCAAGCUACUAUCAGAGUUGCCCAAUUGUUUCUAAUAUGCUUACUGAUUUCUAUAAAUCUUUUGUUAAAAUGUGUUCAAUAUGUUGUGACUGAAAAAUACUUUAUUCCAACUAAAUUUUAUUUUAUUUUGUUCAUGCAAUAAUGAAAUAUAUAAAGACGAAGUACAAAUAAAUUAAUUGUAAACGUUUUAUUGACAAAAUUAAGUGCAUGGUGUAAAUUUAUAAACGAUUAUUUUAACGUUUGUUUAUAACGUAGUAAUAAUGAAAAUGAGUAAUAUUUUUGGUAAAUAAUCAUUUUUGUUAACAUUUUUUUAUUAUGUUGUGGUGUUUUCUAUUAAGAAUAUACUACUAAAAUAUUGAAAAUUUGAAAAGAUGGUUAAAAACAGCUAAGGUUUACUAUUUUUACAGAAAUACUAUUGAUAAAGAUAAAAAAAAAAAAAAGUAAAGCAGUUUAGAUAUGAUUUUAUAAUCGA